Trichoderma asperellum CBS 433.97 is the source of this 490-nucleotide messenger RNA. RefSeq lists its product as uncharacterized. The record is from RefSeq and is a predicted model, not a curated record. NCBI's taxonomy places the organism in Eukaryota, Fungi, Ascomycota, Sordariomycetes, Hypocreales, Hypocreaceae.
GCUCGACUACAUUCGCUUGUUUAAAUCGCCCUAGGUCUCGGGUAUAGUUCUCCAAGUCCAUACCUUACAAAAUGUUCUGGGUAUCCAUUGUUCUCGCCAGUACCCUUACAGGGCUUGCUACAGCGCAAAGCUCUUCCUGGACGGUGAACUUCUAUAGUUCUCCAGAUUGCUCGGCUGAGUCGCUGACUAGCACCUAUACUGGAACCGACUUUUACACGGAGUACAAAGUUAGCCCGCCAGGCCAGUAUUUGACUGUUACCAAGACAGGAGACGCGUCGUAUCAAGGCGCUCUUGUAUCCUCUGAUCCUGGAGCUACCUUUGUAACGGCGCUUGUGGGUCAGGGCUGUGUUAAAGGACCGGUUGGUGGUGCAACCUUGUUCCAGAUAGUGUAAAGGGGGCUUGGUGCUGGUGAUCAGUGAAACACAGUUUCGGAUUUGUGUGUCUAUAUAGUUGCCUUUCUACUCAUCGGUACUAGUGAUCAGUGAAAUCC